Alosa sapidissima (American shad) is the source of this 4837-nucleotide messenger RNA. RefSeq names its product FERM, ARHGEF and pleckstrin domain-containing protein 1. The transcript has 27 exons. Gene Ontology annotation, cellular component: cytoskeleton. Lineage: Eukaryota; Metazoa; Chordata; Actinopteri; Clupeiformes; Clupeidae. The record is from RefSeq and is a predicted model, not a curated record. Gene Ontology annotation, molecular function: cytoskeletal protein binding; guanyl-nucleotide exchange factor activity. The coding region runs from base 335 to 3421 and encodes 1028 amino acids.
GUGCUAUGAAAUUAUUUUUCCUCGCGGAGGAUUCCUCUUGCAGUUGCAAUGCCAAUUACAAUGGCUGGAGGCACUGCGCGUCCUUUUAUUGUUUGAGUAACAAGCUAAGUGUGGAUCUGCCGCUCGUUUCAAUGUAAUCCUGUUUCCACAGACAGUCGUCCGACAUGGCGACCAAGAGGAAGGUCCUCUCCGCUGCCAGAAGCAUCUGAAUUGGCCAAGACAGAAAGGCUGAUCAACUUGCUGUUGAGUAUUUUAUUCUUUUAUCCCUGGAACAUUUACGCGUGGAUCUAGCUGAAUUUCUGGCAGGGACUGAAGGACUUAUUGAGGACACGCCAUGGUGGAGCCAGAGCUUCGAGUCUCUGCAGGCCAGCGGCUGGGAGCGCCGGAGACGAUGGCCAUCAGCACGCUGGAUCCAGGCCACAAACCGCCCGUCAUGCCCCCGGGCCGACAAAUCACCAUCAGAGUCCGCAUGCUGGACGAAACCGAGGAGCUCUUCGAAAUCUCGCAACGAGCGUCGGGCAAGGUGCUGUUUGACAUGGUGUGCACUCACCUGAACCUCGUCGAAGGAGACUACUUUGGCCUGGAGUAUCAGGAUCAUCGGAAAAUGAUGGUUUGGCUGGACCACUUAAAACCCAUAGCAAAGCAGAUCAAACGGCCCAAGCACACAGUCCUGCGCUUCGUGGUGAAAUUCUUUCCCCCAGACCAUGCCCAGCUACUGGAGGAGCUGACCAGGUACCUGUUUGCCCUGCAGAUAAAGUAUGACCUGGCCAGUGGCCGACUGACCUGCAACGACAGCAGUGCAGCUCUGCUGGUCUCCCACAUCAUCCAGUCGGAAAUCGGGGACUUUGAGGAGACUCAGAGUCGGCAGCACCUUCUGAACAACAGUUACAUUCCGGACCAAAUGGCCCUCAUAGACAGUAUCAUGGAGUUUCACCACAAGCAUGUGGGGCACACACCAGCCGAGUCCGAUUUCCAGCUGCUGGAGGUGGCUCGCCGGCUGGAGAUGUACGGCAUACGCCUUCACCCAGCCAAGGACCGAGAGGGCACCAAGCUCAGCCUGUCGGUGGCUCACACCGGCGUCCUUGUCUUUCAGGGUCACACAAAGAUCAAUGCCUUCAACUGGUCCAAAGUGCGGAAGCUGAGUUUCAAGAGGAAAAGAUUUCUUAUCAAACUCAGGCCAGACCUGAAUGAGAGUGCAUACCAGGACACGCUGGAGUUCCUGAUGGCCAGCCGCGACUGCUGCAAGGUGUUCUGGAAGAUCUGUGUGGAGUACCAUGCCUUUUUCCGGCUUUUCGAAGAGCCCAAGCCCAAGCCUAAGCCUGUUCUGUUCAGCCGAGGGUCCUCCUUCAGGUUCAGUGGUCGGACACAGAAGCAGCUCAUUGAUUAUGUGAAAGACACAGAAUUCAAAAAAAUUCCCUUUGAAAGGAAACACAGUAAAGUCCAGUACAACAGUAACCUAUCCCCACUGCCUUCACUACGCUCCGAAGUGCCAAAAGAAAGUGCAAGCUAUACUGCCCGAGAGAGGAGCCACUCUCCAGCCAAGCACCACUGGAAGGAGCCGGUGCUAGUGAGCGCCGAGGACUCGCCCGCCCUGCGGACUCGCGGCAGCCCCGCGGGCCAGCCCAACGGCCACGAGGAGCGGGCCGAGGAGGGCGCGAGGGCAGCGCCGGCCGGCGGCAGGCACCUUGCGGCCGAAGCCCUGAACACAGAGCCGGUCUCCAGCAGCCCGCGGUUGUUGGGGGCAGCUCGGGGCAUGGUCAACGGACAGCACCAGACCAACGGAGACGGGCACAGUCCCGACGGCCGCCAGCCGUCUCCCCUCACCAGCCCGCUGCUCAAUGAUGCAGCCACGCGUACUGAUGAUGAGGACGAGGCAAGGAGGAAGCGAUUCCCAACAGACAAAGCUUACUUCAUUGCCAAGGAGCUCCUGACCACAGAGAGGACCUAUCUGAAGGACCUGGAAGUGAUAACAGUGUCAUUUCAGAGUAUGUUGGAGAAGGAGGAGGCUACGCCUGAUUCUCUAAAGAAUGUGAUCCUGUCCAAUUUUGACCCUCUGUACAAGUUCCACACCGGCUUUCUCAGGGAGGUGGAGCAGAGACUGGCUCUAUGGGAGGGGCGCUCCAAUGCUCACAUUAAAGGGGACUACCAGCGCAUUGGUGAUGUCAUGCUGAAGAACAUUCAGGGCUUAAAGCAAAUGACGGCUCACCUGCAGAAGCAGGCGGAGAUGCUGCGGGAGCUGGAGCAGGCGUGCCGGGCCUCGCGCAAGCUGGAGGGGCUGUGCCGGGACUUUGAGCUGCAGAAGGUGUGCUACGUGCCCCUCAGCGUCUUCCUGCUGCGCCCGCUCCACCGCCUGCUGCACUACAAGCAGAUCCUGGAGCGCCUGUGCAAACACUACCCCCCCACGCACGCCGACUUCAGGGACUGCAGAGCCGCUCUGGCAGAUGUGGCUGAGAUCGCGUCCCAGCUGCAUAGCAGCAUGAUCAAGACAGAAAACUACCAGAAGCUGCUGGAGCUCAAGAAGGACUUGAUUGGUACCGACAAUCUGGCAGCCGCAGGAAGGGAGUUCAUCAGGUUGGGAUGUCUCAGCAAGUUGUCUGGAAAAGGCCUCCAACAGCGCAUGUUUUUCCUGUUUAAUGAUGUUCUUUUAUAUACCAGUCGAGGAAUGACUGCUACGAAUCAGUUUAAAGUACAUGGGCAACUGCCACUACAUGGCAUGACUAUCAGAGAGAGUGAGGAUGAGUGGGGUGUGCCUCACUCAUUCACCCUGGUGGGCCAGCGCCAGUCGGUGGUGGUCGCAGCAAGUUCGUUGUCAGAAAUGGAAAAGUGGAUGGAGGACAUAAAGGCGGCGGUCGACCUGGCGAAGACGUCCAAUGGGCCAACGUCUGAGCUGUUGGCCAGCAGUGUAAACGAUCACAAAUCCCUUGAGGACUCCUCCCUGGAGCAGGAGUCCGAGGACGACCUGAGUGCGUCACGAACGUCUCUGGAGCGCCAGGCGCCUCACCGUGGUAACACCAUGGUGCACGUGUGCUGGCAUAGGACCACCAGCGUGUCCAUGGUGGACUAUAGCAUGGCUGUGGAGAAUCAGUUGUCUGGAAAUCUGUUAAGGAAGUUCAAGAACAGUAAUGGCUGGCAGAAGCUUUGGGUGGUCUUCACAAACUUCAGUCUGUUCUUCUACAAAACUCAUCAGGAUGACUACCCUCUGGCCAGCCUGCCCCUCCUGGGCUACUCCGUCACUAUACCCUCGGAGUCGGAAAACAUCCAUAAAGACUACGUCUUCAAACUGCACUUCAAGUCCCACGUGUACUUCUUCAGAUCUGAGAGUGAAUACAGUUUUGAGAGGUGGAUGGAGGUGAUCCGAAGUGCCACUGUCUCCAGUGGCCGGGGUGCUGUUUCAACACAGAAAGAAGCUCAGGCUCAUUGACCCAAAGAGCCAGAAGGAUCCCCCUCCUCAGUGCUCCCCCAGACCUCCCUUUGUGCAUUCAUCUGAUCCUGCUACAUCGACAUGGGGCCAAAUCCUGCGGCUCCUGCAACUUCUUUUAAGCAUCUGUUCAGUUCUUUGAGAAAAACUUUUUUUUCAUAUCCAUUUAUUUUUGUUAACACACAAAAACAGCAGAAGACACUCUUACAUGCUCUGUCUCAGCAAUACACAGACACACACACACACACACACACACACACACACACACACACAUACACACACAUAGAAACACACACAUAGAAACACACACAUAUAUACAUAUGAUGUGAGACAUUCUUACAUUCCUACAGUCUGUUCAUGCAAACUCUUGGUGCUUUUUAAAAAUGGUGACAUGUCCGCUGGUUUAGACUGCAUCAGACGCUGCAUUGUUUUUCCUGCAUUUUUAUGGGCUUUCCGAGCCUCUUUUAUAGGAUCUCAUUUUAUACUAUUUUUAAUGGUCUAUGCCAGUUUCUCUCAGUCUGGUUUUUGCAUUUCUCUCAUUGGUUGUUUUACAAUGGAAAACCUGUCAAUAAGAGUUGUCAUUUUUAGGACUAUUUUUCAUAGGUAGGUAGACGUCACUGCUACGCCACACAACUUUUUUAUGGUUUGUUGUUAAUGUUAAAUAACAAUAGCUGCUCUGAAGUCCAACAGCUUGAGUGCCAAACUGUUUUGCCGUGUGGUCUUUGUAAUUCAUUUUUUAAAUGUGGGGGACACAGACUCCAUACAUUUCUGUUGGAAAGUGCAUUUUUGACACAGAAUCAUGCCAUAGGCAUCAUAAAAUGAAGACUCUUUAUAGCGACAAAAAUGUCCACAAAAGAUUUGGAAAAAUAUUAUAUGUAACAGUACCAUUAAUGUAUCUAAAACUAUUGUCAGGGAAGUUUUUAUUUUCCAUAAAUUGUAUCUGAAUUCAUGAUUGGUUCAGAACUGAAAAUGUGAUUUAAUUUAUAUUUAGUUCUGUCAUCAUGGCUGCCAUAUUAACAAUAUUUUUAAAAAGAUUUUAACUUCUAAACUGAUCAAACUAAUUGUGUAUAGUUGCCAGAGGUCAACCAGAAAGUUUGUAAACGUUUGAAACCUAAGGCAUUACCUUUAAGACAUUACAAAAUAACAUUUAUAUUAACCCCCCUGAGAGAAUUGAAGCUUUAAAAUGUAUAGGAAAACAUGAAUUUUUAGUUUGAUAUAAAUUACGAAACCCCACAUAUACAAAACUGCCUCUUCUGUGUUUUAGUCUUAUUCCUGUGAAGAUGCUAUUGAUGAGAUGAGUAAGUCUGGGUUUAGAGUGAUGUGUUUGUGUGGAUGUCUAUUUCCACAGUGGAGGCUUUGCUUCCUCAGGUUAAGAGAGCCCUAUGGAUAUGAAAGCAAUAAAAAAAAAACUCAUCUGAA